AGAUGAAUUAAAAAAAGUUAUUCAAAAUUGGAAUUUAGAUAGCAAAGUAUUUAUUAUUAUUAUGGAUGGUGGUUCCAAUAUGAUUAAGGUUUGUCAUUUUUUAACAAGUAAAUUUGGUAUAAACCGUUUACCCUGUGCUGCACAUACUCUUCAAUUUUCUGUUCAAGCUGGAAUUAAACAAUUAGAGUUAAUUCAUACAAGACUUAAAAGUUUGCAAGCAUUUUUUCGCAGUCCAAAACAAGCUCAACGACUUCGUGAAGAGCAAAAAAAACUUACACAUGAAGAUCAAGAUAUCAAUAAUGAUCCUACUGCUAAUAAUUCAAAUCAAUGGAAUCCAUUAGAUAUAUUAACUGAUUGUAAAACACGUUGGAAUAGUACGUAUCUAGCAUGGAAAAGAAUUUUAAAAUUAGAUGAUGCUAUUAGAAGUCUCGCAGCUACUCUUAGUUUAGCAAAAGAUACUCAAACUCGUAAUGAAGGUGAACGUCUUAAUAGAUUGCGUCUUAAUUCUGAAGAAUUUAAUUUUAUAGAAAAUAUAAUAAAACUUUUGGCACCAUUCGAAGCAAUUACUCGACAAAUUUCAGGAGCUAAAUAUCCUACUAUUAGUUUAAUAUAUCCUUAUAUGCGUUUAUUAAAACAAAAAUUUGCUCCAACAGAUAAUGUUACUAUAGAAGAUUAUAUGGAUUUAAUAUAUGAAUUAUUAAAUAGAGUUCGUGCUGCAGUUUACCUUUCUCUUGAUGAAUUAUGGAAUAUUCCAGAUGAUGUUGCUCUUUUGGCUACAAUUUUAGAGCUACGUCUUAAAGAAACAUCAAAUUUUCAACAAGUUGAAGAACUCGAUACUUUAUUUGUUGAUAUGUGGGCUCCUUCUCAAGAAAUAAUUCAAGCUGAAGAAGAUGAAAUUGCUUGA
Messenger RNA from Acaulospora morrowiae, 904 nucleotides. The record is from the annotation of a GenBank genome assembly. NCBI's taxonomy places the organism in Eukaryota, Fungi, Glomeromycota, Glomeromycetes, Diversisporales, Acaulosporaceae.